This is a messenger RNA of Marasmius oreades (fairy-ring Marasmius), 246 nucleotides long. RefSeq lists its product as uncharacterized. The coding region runs from base 1 to 246 and encodes 81 amino acids. The record is from RefSeq and is a predicted model, not a curated record. Lineage: Eukaryota; Fungi; Basidiomycota; Agaricomycetes; Agaricales; Marasmiaceae. The transcript is spliced from 2 exons.
AUGUCUGACAACGCUCAAUCGGAUCCCCAAAAUCCACCCCAGCCCUAUCAAAACAUUGACAACCAAUUCAACAAUACCAGUGGCGCACCACAAAACAACGAGACUGGCACGGGAGCGCAACACAACUACAAUGCAGACGGCCAGAACAUCAACCAUGGCAGGGACCAAAACAUCAAUAGUGGACCAGGACAAUUUUACACCGGUCCUCAGCCAUUGAAGGAUGGGUGCACUAUGGCAUACGCAUGA